GGGAGGGGUAAAGCUGACCUGGGAGUUCCUUUUAGAUCAGAUGAAAAGAAACCAGGAAGUUAGGAGGAAUUAUUACAGUCUGUACAGCUCAGGAUGUUAAAGGCGAUAACCUCCAAGGCCUGGUUAUUCAUUAGCAAGAAGGAAAGCUUGGGAGAGAGCAGGACUCGCUCAGCUGCAGGCUUGAAGCAGGGCAGCCAGGAAGAAGCAACUUCCCACUGGACCUCCAGCUCAGUCCUCUCUUGGUUUUGCCUCAGGGCAGCAGCUACAAACAGAAAGCCAGCUGUGAGUGUCUUGGCCAAGCCCAGAUCUGCCGGAGAGAUCCGAAGCAGGACUUUGUAGCUCUGCUCGGUAUGGUGAGUUUGCAGCUGAUUUGAAAGCUGCCUGGUGGCGGACCGUGGCUCUGUACAGCUUGUGGGGAGAGGAUUAUCCUCCCCUGCUACUGCUAGCUAGAACACCAUGGGCAGCGUCUGUGUGAGGCUCUGGGCAUACCUGCAGCCCUUUCUCCCCUGCUGGUCUCAAGAGGCAGACAAGUCAGUGGUGAUUGAGAAUCCAGGGGCCUACUGUCCCCCAGAGGCUCCCAGGUCACAAGAGCCUGAGAGAAGCCACAGCCAGUAUUUUGUGGCUCUGUUUGAUUACCAAGCACGUACUGCAGAGGACCUGAGUUUCCGUGCUGGCGACAAACUCCAAGUCUUGGACACUUCGCAUGAGGGCUGGUGGUUGGCCAGACAUUUGGAGAAGAAGGGAACCGGCUUAGGUCAGCAGCUGCAGGGCUACAUUCCUUCCAAUUACGUGGCAGAGGACCGGAGUCUCCAGGCAGAGCCGUGGUUUUUUGGAGCAAUCAAAAGAGCAGAUGCAGAAAAACAACUUCUCUAUUCAGAAAACAAGACGGGCGCCUUUCUAAUCAGAGAGAGUGAGAGCCAGAAGGGUGACUUCUCCCUCUCAGUUUUAGAUGAAGGUGUUGUAAAACACUACAGAAUAAGAAGGUUGGAUGAAGGUGGCUUCUUCCUCACCAGGAGGAAAGCCUUUUCAACCCUGAAUGAAUUUGUGAACUACUACACCACAACAAGUGAUGGGCUGUGUGUCAAGCUGGAGAAACCAUGCUUAAAGAUCCAGGUACCAACCCCUUUUGAUUUGUCAUAUAAAACUGUGGACCAGUGGGAGAUAGACCGCAACUCCAUACAGCUUCUGAAGCGACUGGGAUCUGGUCAGUUUGGAGAAGUUUGGGAAGGUCUGUGGAAUAAUACCACUCCAGUGGCUGUAAAAACAUUAAAACCAGGUUCAAUGGAUCCAAAUGACUUCCUGAGGGAGGCACAGAUAAUGAAGAGCCUAAGACACCCAAAGCUCAUCCAGCUCUAUGCUGUUUGCACUUUAGAAGAUCCAAUUUAUAUUAUUACAGAGUUGAUGAGACAUGGAAGUCUGCAAGAAUAUCUCCAAAAUGAUGGUGGGUCAAAAAUCCAUUUGAUUCAACAGGUAGACAUGGCGGCACAGGUGGCUUCCGGAAUGGCCUAUCUUGAGUCCCAGAACUAUAUUCACAGAGAUCUGGCUGCAAGAAAUGUCCUUGUUGGUGAACAUAAUAUCUACAAAGUAGCAGAUUUCGGACUUGCAAGAGUUUUUAAGGUGGAUAAUGAAGACAUCUAUGAAUCUAAACACGAAAUAAAGCUGCCAGUGAAGUGGACUGCACCCGAAGCCAUUCGUACUAAUAAAUUCAGCAUUAAGUCUGAUGUGUGGUCUUUUGGAAUCCUGCUAUAUGAAAUCAUUACUUAUGGCAAAAUGCCUUACAGUGGUAUGACAGGUGCUCAAGUAAUUCAAAUGUUGAGUCAAAACUACAGACUACCACAGCCAUCUAACUGCCCACAGCAAUUCUACAGCAUCAUGCUAGAGUGCUGGAAUGUUGAGCCUAAGCAACGGCCAACAUUUGAGACCCUGCAUUGGAAACUUGAAGACUACUUUGAAACAGACUGUUCCUAUUCAGAUACAAAUAACUUCAUAAACUAAACAUCAAAGAAAAGAAGAAAUAUAAUGAAGAUAUGAAAACGUGGGACUCAUCAGUCCAGAAGUACUAUCUAUUCAACCAACUGUGAAAUCAGCUUAUUUUGACAUAUUCAAGUGGUAGGAUGAACUCAGCCAUGCAUUCCAUAUCAAAAAGAUAAUCUUUGUAUUUUAUUGACUAGGAAACACUGCAGGACAGUAUAAGAUAAUAUGUCAUUUUUCCUCACUGCCUGGUAAAAUCAAUCACACUAAAUGAAGUUAUUUUUUUUUUCCUUUUGAGAACUCCUCACAUUUCUAUUUAUUGUUUGAAUGCCCAUCAAGAGAAUCAACAGAUGACAGUGUUUACUCAGUUACUGUUGUGGCAUUUUCCUGUUUACUAAUUAGACUGGUUAUUCAUUAUUCCUCAAAUUGCUGAAUCCCAUCAGGCUGUUAUUAUGAAGGAAUUUGAUUGCUUUGCUGCACAGCAGGACCUGUGCUUUGAGAUAUUUUUUUCCUCUCUUUUAAAAUAUCCUGUAACUACAAUGAUGGCAAAGCCAUGUUAAACGACUUGAUUGUACUUGAAGUAAUUGCACAUAUUUUUCCUAUGCAUAAGAAAAUGAAGCAGCUGUUGAGAAAAAGAAUUAAAAUCUUUCUCAUUUUGUAGAAGGAAAUGAUGGAGUUUGCUGUAUACCUCAGUAUGUGUCAUUGGAGAAUCAUCUGCAUUAGUUUAAUCUCUUAAUGUCAGGAAUCAGGUUGCAAAGCUGAUGAAUUGUUAUGUAUGGGAAUAUAGGGGAAAUACCACAUUGCCUACCAGGUCUGAGAAAUAGAUAUUAAAGUGGCUUAGAGAAGCUAACAGAGAGCUGGAGGAUUGCUGCAGUUUUCUAAGUAAUAAUACAAAGUUCCUUUGGCAUGCAGGCCUAUUUUAAAUUGGCUUCAAAACAGGCCAAUCAGCACCUGAGGCUAGGAAUAAUGUCUGAAUGUAGUUAUGAACUGUCGUUUUUGUCUGUUAAGUCUGGAUGCUUUCUAGUAUCUUAGUUUUUUUCUAACCUUGAAGAGCGUUCCUGUUUUCUUAGGCAAUGUGUGUAUCAAAUCUUCUGCAUCAUUGGAUGGUUAGCAAGACUUUUCUGAAGUUAGCUCCAUAUAGUCCGGAAUCUUCUAAUGUGCAGCACUGAAUGACCAUUCCAAAAGGAAACUGAGUAUAUCAAGUUUAUUUUCAUCCUUCUUUAAGAGAGAAGGGAAUAUCUAGAUGGUCACAAGGAUCCCCUGCGAAUUAAAAAACAUUCCAAUUCUUUCAAAUGGGAACUAGAAGCAAAGGCAUCAGGGACUAACCAUUAGCCAUUGGGUGAUGUCACUUCCCUAGCUGCAUUUCUGUUACCGUAGUAGAAAUCCUGACAAAAACAAAAGCAAAAACAAAAAUCAAAACAAAAUAACCAACCAAACAAAAAACAACUUAGAAGAGACAAGGUUUAUUUUAGCUUACCAUUCCAGGCCAUUGCAUCACAGCAGGAAGUAACUGUGACAAGAGCAUGAAAAUGAUUUCAUCACAUCCACAGUCUAAGAGGAGAGAGACAUAACUAGAGAGACAUAACUAUAUGCACCCAUGCAUGACUUGCUUGUUUGCUUACUUGUGCUCAGGUCAAUUUUUACACUCUUAAAAAGUUUGGGACACCUUUGCCUUGGAAAUAGCAUGUCACACAAUGGGCUGAAUAAUUAACUUAAUUAAGACAAUUCUGUACCGACAUCCCCAUAGGCAAGUCUGAUAUAAAGAAUCAUUGUCAACUCAUUGUGACUCUCUUUCUUGAUGAUUCUAGGUGCUGACAAAUUGUCAAUUAUAGCUAGUCAUUAGACCACUUAAGACUCAAAUCUUAUCAAAAUUUCCCAUCUACCUCAAGCAUUGUCUGUGUUCCACUGGUCAUAGGUAGCCACCAGUGGUAAAUGAGGCUCCUUGUUCUCUUAUAUUUAAGAAGACAAAAUGGACAACUUCACUCUUAGGCAUUAUCCCAAGCUUCUUACACACACACACACACACACACACACACACACACACACACACACACAUUCCAUUCCCAUUUGAGGUGGAGGAAGCAGGUGGCAAACCCAGUCCUGUGGCUAAUGAACAACAAUCAGCACAGUGGAUAUGAAUGCCAAGUGUUGAUUGACUUGGAAGAAAGUCUGCACUGAAGCUGGGGAUAUGAACUUCUCCAAGACAAGUUGUUUAUUUGAAUAAAAUCAGAGAUGAGUAACUGGUUAGGUGUCCAUUAUCAGAACUACUUAAGAUGAAUUAACUGUUGGAAUUAAUCUAGUACAUGUAUGCAUUCAUUUAUCAUCUUAAACAUUUCUGAAGACUUUAAUCUGGAUCAUAGGAAAAGACUAUAGAUGUGCUUAGAGAAGGAAAAGCAUUUGUAAGAUAAGGUGACUAUUAAUAUUUUAAUUAGUUGACAGAGCAAGUAGUAGCUUCAGUUGUUUCUUUCAGAUUAUCUGGUCUAAUGUAACCAAGGAGAUGAUAUUCAACAACUAGUCGGCUAAAAUGAAAAUUUAAAAAGGACUCCUUUUCCUGAGUUCAUUUUUUCAGAACAGAUUCUGCUUGGGGCAUAUAUAGAAAUGAGGGGCAAUAUUCCCAUUUCAUUGUGCAAAUUCAAAUGCUAUGUACUUUUAUGUGGUAGCUGAUAAUAAUAAUAAAUUUGUAGUAAGAUCUAGCUUUUAAAUAUAAAA
Messenger RNA from Mus pahari (shrew mouse), 4680 nucleotides. It is a transcript of the gene Frk, whose product is annotated as fyn related Src family tyrosine kinase. The transcript has 9 exons. Gene Ontology annotation, biological process: cell differentiation; protein phosphorylation; innate immune response. Gene Ontology annotation, molecular function: ATP binding; non-membrane spanning protein tyrosine kinase activity; signaling receptor binding. The record is from RefSeq and is a predicted model, not a curated record. Gene Ontology annotation, cellular component: extrinsic component of cytoplasmic side of plasma membrane. Bases 457 to 1995 code for a protein of 512 amino acids. Lineage: Eukaryota; Metazoa; Chordata; Mammalia; Rodentia; Muridae.